Messenger RNA from Sporothrix schenckii 1099-18, 3168 nucleotides. RefSeq lists its product as uncharacterized. The record is from RefSeq and is a predicted model, not a curated record. Bases 1 to 3168 code for a protein of 1055 amino acids. Lineage: Eukaryota; Fungi; Ascomycota; Sordariomycetes; Ophiostomatales; Ophiostomataceae. The transcript has a single exon.
AUGCUGCUUUUCCUUCUAGACGACGAACUUCCAGCUCUGGACGAUGUAGUGUCCACUGUUGAUGCGCUCGUUUCCGAUGAGCCGGCCAUGAUGCCGUACCCAUACGGCAUCGACUCGCCGCUCCGUUCUGGCACGCCCUCGUUCCCGCCCGGAUUUGGCCAUAUGCAGCCGAUGCAGCACGCGACGCCGCCACCGCCGCCCGGCUUCGGCAGACCGAUGACGCCAGCAGCCUCGAUGACGCCCGUGACCUCGAUGACACCGAGCAACCUGAGCACCCAGGCAUUGCCCAAACCGCCCGUUCCAGUUGUCCCCAUCGUCGAUCAAGCUCUAACCAAGGAGAGGUCGGAAACGCCACUUCCCCGAGAGGAUGAGAAGCAGCAGCCGACAGUGCCCCAAACUGGAAAAAAGUCGACGCGCGUUGCCAGUCUCGCCAGCAACAGCAGUGCGGCAACUGGUCCCGUGGAAAGUGGAAAGGCCAUGAAGGCGCCUGAAGCGGCCCCGGCCCUGACUCAUGUCGCACACGAGGCGUCGACGCCUACUCCCACGCCGGCGACGCCUCUCAAACUCACAAAGAAGAACAGCGUACUUCAGGACGAGGACUUUCCCGCUCUGGAUGCGGCUGCUGCAUCUGCAACCAAGUCCGCCGCAGCCGCGCCUGUUUCGCAGGUCCGGGCGUCGAAGCCAUCCACUCCCGUGGGAAAGAAGACCAAUGACAAGAAGCCUGUUCCUGCUGUUUUGAACCUUGCGGCAACGGCCAAACCAGCUGCGGCAAAGGCGGCGGAGGCUAGCCCGGCCGUCAGUGACAAGAAUACGACCGCAGACAUGGCGCCGGCGUUCCCUUCGUUACCCACGCCUGCUGCGCCUUGGUCGCCGGCCGUCCGCGCGGCCCCGCCCAAGACACUCCGCGUGGUGCAGCCGGCCAAGACCGAGUCGGGCCCUGCGCCUGUUUUGAGUCUGACGGCGAUUACGGCUGCUGAGAAUGCCAAACUCGCGGCGGCGUCGACUGCUGCAUCGUCGUCAUCGUCUACGCCCGCCCUGACAUCUGCCGUUCUUCCCAACCGGCAGGCAUCUGUGUCAAACCGUCCCAGCACGCCCGUGAGUGAGGUAGUGUCUGUCUCGGACAACGCGUCUGUCGUGUCGGCGUCAAUUUCUGCCUCACGGGCGGGAUCGCCACCGCCGCCGCAGCCGACCCGCAUUGGUUCGGCCGCCGUCCGCAACACCACCAAGAGCCAGCAGCGCAAACAACGCAAGCAGGCGUUGAAGAUGGAUGCUGCGGCCGUGGUGGGAGCCGCCACGACGACGAGUACCUCUUUUGCUGGCCAGGCGCUGAACGAGCACGACGAAGAGGCCGUCGAGAUCGCGCCGAUCAUGGGCCGCAAGAAGAAGCAGAAGAAGGAGAAGCCUGCUCCGAACCCAGUUGUGGCGGCACCCGCUGCGACGCCUGCCGCAGAGUCUUCUACGGAAACGGCUGCCUCGGCCAAGGUACCAAAGGAGCAGAAGGAGUCGAAGGAGAAGGAGGCGAAGGACGCAAAGGAGACGAAGGAGCGCGCCAAGCAGUCAUCCGCUGCUAAGAAAAAGGACGAUGCCAAGGAAAAGGCUGCUGCGGCGGCGGCCGAGGCUGCUGCUAAGUCCUCGACCGCAGAGACGGCGAAGAGCACGACGAAGAGCACGACGAAGAAGAGCGGCUCUGCGUCCAACACUGCACCUGCGGCCGCUACCACCGAGACGCCUGCUGAAUUGACGCCUUCGACCGACUCGGCCAAUGCCACUGUGUCUGCGCCCCUGGCGCACGUGCAGAAGCUGUUUGAGAAGGAGCAGGAGGUCCUUCGGAAGGUGCUUCGCGAGGCUGGCGAGGUGGCGGGUUCGACUACGCUCUCUGUUAUGCGAGAGGACGAUGCGCCUGUGAACCUCAGUGACGCCCAGACGCAACCCGGUGGCUCGAUCCGGUCCAUCGCACUGGACAUGGCCGCCCGCGGCCUGAUUGACAAGCACCUGGAGAACAUCUCGCUGCUGCAGCCAUUUGUGACACUGGCGCAGUCCCGCAGCGUGCCGCGCAAUUCGGUUAUCAAGGGCGACGCGCUGCUGCCGCCCGACGUGCUCUUCACCAAGGAGGACCUCGACGAUAUCGUCGCGGGCAAGGCUGUCCGCAAGUACGUCGACGAGGUGCGUCUGCUCGCGACACCCAACGGCGACUGCCUGCGCAAUCUGACGGAGGCGGAGGAGAACCGGUUCAUGACGCUGCAGCAGCGCCUUGGCAACAGCUUGGCGUCGCCGCUCAGCUACAUGCACGCCCGGUACGAGGAGAUGGGCGGGUUCGCGCUGAUUGCGAAGCGUGCCGUGCCUUGUGGAUUGCCGUCGUACUACCCGGUGAAGGCGCUGGCGCCGGCGGCCAUGGCGGGCCAGAUGCUCUUUGACCCAAUGUCCAAGAUCCAGCGCGAAGAGGCCGUCUAUUGGAUCAACCAGUACGUGCUGCCUCGGCUGAACCUGCUGCCGCAGAGCGAGGCUGCAUCGUGGCAGUCCAUGUUGGUGGAUACGGGCGUGCCGCAGGCGAUCGGCACGACGACGCUGGCACCCUGGAUCUACCACACGCCGGAGAUGCGUUACGGCAUGCCGGCCAGCGGCUAUGCGGCGAGCAGCCUCCCUGCCAGCAGCAUUGUCACCAACGGCAACGGCGCGGCACGCGGCGCUUCGGCCUCCAACACCCAAGAACACGGCCGCCAGCAGCAAGGCGCCGGCAGCGGCAACAACAACAACUACAACGCGGACGGUACACCGGCACUGGAGAGCAACGGCAUCAACAACGACUCCGCCCUGACGUCGACCAAUGGCUUGAGCAGCGGCGGUCGUAGUCUUUCGUCCCGCCCGAGCGGCCGGUCGUCCGGCCUGAUCGUGGACCGCGACAGCGUCGACCUGAAGAACGACCUCGAGAGCUCUGUGCACGCGAUGAGUGUCGAGGACGCCGAGCGGUCGCUGAUCGAGGCGCGCCGCGAAGCGAAGAUCUACGAGCGCGCGCUGAUCCAGCUCAUCAAGAUGAACGGGCGGCUUUUGCUGAUGAGCGACGAGGGCCUGGCCAAGAUCGCCGGCGGUCCGACGUCGGGCGGGCCCGGGUCCGAGGCCGGAUCGUCCAACCGGUCGUCGCCGGCCCCGAUGGCUGCCACGGCGUAUUGA